Molecule: messenger RNA, 1924 nt
Organism: Pogona vitticeps (central bearded dragon)
Lineage: Eukaryota; Metazoa; Chordata; Lepidosauria; Squamata; Agamidae
Source: RefSeq, a predicted model, not a curated record
GAGAAAUUGGGUCAAGCGGCUUGUAGGGCAGAAGCUUCCUGGAAUCUUAGGUAGAAGACAACCUAGUUUCUAUUUCCUGAUUUAACUGGCAAAGACAGUAAGAAGAAGUUAUAUUACUUAAUAUUUCUACCACCAUGACAAUGUUUACCCGGGACGGUGAGUAAAAAUAGCGCUGCCCCUGGUAAAGUCAAUCUGGCGGACUUCCCUCCCUCCACAUCCUGUAGCUCCUAAUGGCUUCUACACAAUGAAGCAGAUUAUAUGGAAGUGUCGGGACUUUCAGAGGGGAUGGUGAUUUUUUAAUUUCUAAAAAAAUCACCACAGCUGAUGAUGCCAUCAGCCUUGUGCAGCUUACUUACACCAACAGGAUUUCAGAUUAUCCUGAUAUUUCUUCUCCUUUUCACAAUUACUUGUGAAUCAUCCCCAAACCCUACAAUAUUUGAAGACAUCAACAGACAUCAAGAGGAAUAUGUGCAGAGACUGAAAGAAUGGGUAGCCAUUGAGAGUGACUCCAGUGACCCUCUAAAGAGAGAAGAGGUGAUAAGAAUGAUGCAUUUAGCAGCAGAGAGGCUAAAGGAGUUAAAUGCAACCGUUGAGUUAGUAGAAUUGGGCAGUCAAAAGUUAUAUGGACAUGACGUUCCUUUGCCACCCGUAAUUCUAGCUGGAAUUGAAAAGGACCCUAAAAAACCUACAGUUUGUUUUUAUGGACAUCUGGAUGUGCAACCAGCCAAAUUUGAGGAUGGGUGGUCCACACAGCCAUAUAAUUUGACAGAAAAAGAUGGCAAUCUGUACGGACGUGGGACUUCUGAUGACAAAGGGCAAGUUCUGGCUGUACUGCAUGCAGUGGAAACACUUCAAAAACAUGAACUCCCAGUGAACGUCAAGUUUGUGUUUGAAGGUAUGGAGGAAGUAGGAUCCAAUGGGCUAUUCACACUAGUUGAGCAGAGGAACAGUACAUUUUUUUCAAAUGUGGAUUACAUUGUGGUCACCGAUACAUUAUGGCUCAGCAACAAACCUGGUAUCACAUACGGAACAAGGGGGAAUUGCUACUUCUUUGUUGAGGUGCAAGGUGCCAGGAAAGACUUGCAUUCGGGGAGUUUUGGAGGUGUGGUUCAUGAAGCAACUGGUGACUUAAUAUUUUUGUUGAACACUCUUGUUAAUUCUUCUGGUCAUAUCCUGAUUCCUGGAAUAUAUGAUGCGGUUGUCCCUCCUUCGGAAAAAGAAGUGGAAUUCUAUAAGGAAUCAGAGUUUAAUGCUGCGAAGAUAAAGAGAACAUUUGGAAUUAGAAACUUUACAUACAGUGCUAAAGAGGAAAUAUUAAUGCGACGCUCAUGCUACCCAUCUCUGUCCAUCCAUGGAAUUGAAGGAGCUUUCUCUGCCUCUGGAACGAAGACUGUAAUUCCUGCAAAAGUAACUGGGAAAUUUUCCAUACGUCUGGUUCCUAAUAUGGAACCUUCAGUAGUGAUAAAUCAGGUAACUGAUUAUUUGAAAGAAAAAUUUGCAGAACGGAAAAGUCCAAAUCAUAUUUCCAUAAAAUGUGUAAUCCAAGCAAAGCCAUGGCUUUCUGAUAUAGACGGACCUCUAUAUUUGGCUGGGAAAAAGGCAAUAAAGAAAGUGUUUAACACUGAGCCUGAGAUGUUCCGAAUAGGUGGAACGAUUCCAAUCGGUUCCCAUUUCCAGGAAGUGACUGGAAAGAGUGCAAUGUUUCUAGGAAUAGGAGGACCAGAUGAUGCUCCCCAUGGCCAAAAUGAAAAACUUAGCAGGUACAAUUUCAUAGAGGGGACCAAGCUAUAUGCAGCUUUACUUCAAGAACUUGUUUCUUUAUAGAAAAAAAAAUAGCAUAAUAAUAUCUCCUAAAAUAUAUCCACAUGUUUUGAAUUGAAAGAGUGUUGAAUAAACACACAAAAUAGAAUUUAAACAAAAUGAA